Siniperca chuatsi (mandarin fish) is the source of this 1817-nucleotide messenger RNA. RefSeq lists its product as uncharacterized. The record is from RefSeq and is a predicted model, not a curated record. The coding region runs from base 522 to 1340 and encodes 272 amino acids. The transcript has 7 exons. Gene Ontology annotation, molecular function: S-adenosylmethionine-dependent methyltransferase activity. NCBI's taxonomy places the organism in Eukaryota, Metazoa, Chordata, Actinopteri, Centrarchiformes, Sinipercidae.
ACAGUCUAUGGUCAGGACCUCGACAGGUGCCAUUUUAACUAACUAGUAAGACCCAACCCUUACUCGGGAAAAUCUCCCCUCCAAGAUCUGUUUGAGAGGAGAACUUUGACGAAGAAACUACAGGUGAAAGAGCUGGGACCAGAUCAACCGGACAAUCAGACGGCAGGUUAGCGAAAAAUGGAAGCGGCGUAUGCGAGUCUUCUCUCGUAGCUGGUCCACCAGACAGGCAAUAUCAAAAAGAUGCAGAAAAACUACACUUCAAGAAGUGGGUGAAGAGUUAAAUGCCAGCAAGAGUGCAGAGCGUGAGACUGUCCGGCAGGAAGCUGCUUUAACAAAGGACGCAGCAGGAAUAUAAGAAGAUAAGAGAGAAGAUAUAUAGAAGGUAAAAGAGGCUAAAAGCAAGGAAACAAACCAAAGGCAAACAAAACUGGAGACUGAAGGAGAAUAAAGACGAACAAAGGGAAAACAUUGGCAGCAGAACACAGAGAGAGAGAAGAGUAAAAAAAAAAAAAAAACCCACCAUGACACACCGGCUGUUUGAGGGGAAGGAUCAUGCCGCCAUCUACCAAAAGUAUCGCUUCCCGCCUCCAGAUGAGGUCAAGAACAUUAUUCUUCAAUACCUAGAUAAAAAGAAGGGACAGCCACAUGUGCUGGCAGUGGAUGUGGGAUGCGGGACAGGUCAGAAUUCCCGGCUGCUGGCACCACACUUCCAGGAAGUGGUGGGCAUUGACAUCAGUGAGUGUCAACUGGAGGAGGCCAGAGCUGUGCCAGGGUACCCUAACGUCACAUACAGGAAGGGGACAGCAGAGGCGCUUCCUUUUCCAGACAGCUCUGUGGACUUGCUGACAGCAGUGUCAGCAGCCCACUGGUUUGAUCAGUCGAGGUUCCUGGUUGAGGCAAGUCGGGUUUUAAAACCCCGGGGUUGCAUGGCUCUGCUGGGCUUCAGUAACUCUAUCACCAGACUUCACUACCAGGACUGUGGAGAAAGACUCAAGCACAUCUAUGAAGAGGUGAAGCAUGUGCUGUUGCCACACACUAGCAACCAAGUAGCUGUAUCUGAGAGUAAGCUGGCAGAGCUCUACUCAGCCAUCCCUUUUCCAGACAAAGAGAGGAUCGAGUGUAUUCAGGUGAACUUGUCAAUCUCAGUGAGGAACCUGGUGGGUUUCAUUGAGUCCUGGUCCAUGUUCCAAGCUUACAAGAAGAUCGAUCCCCAGGCUGCUAAAGACCUGCUGCUCAACACUCAGAAGAGGUUUCUGGAGGAGAUGGGAGUCACGUCUCCUGACACUGAAAUAGAGAAGGAACUGGAAUAUUUUUGUGUCCUGGCAUCAAAACCACAUUAAUCAACAAUGUGGCACUGAGAGAGAGAGAGAGAUGUUUGUGAGUCUCAGAGAUGUUGCAAUUUACUUGAACUUCAAAACGUUUAAUUCUUGGUGCAUGAAGGAGUUUUCUAAAGGAGGACAUUUCUAAAUACACCUAAUUUUGUCUCAGUAGAACUCUUGUUUUCCCUGUGAUUGUGUAUUGCAAGUGGAUAAGUCAGCUGACCAGACUUACAAUAUAAUCCUUAACACUGCUUUUUGUCAUAGUGAAGGAUGUUUGGACCAGUUUACUGGUAUGUUGACAUAUCUGUCAAUAGAGCAUAUACUAAUGACUUCAUAUGUAACCUCUACUGUAUUUUGCUUGUCUUAAAGUAUGCUUAAUUUUACAGUGAAACGUCAACCUCUCAAAUCGUUUCCCAACAGAACAGUUGAUCCCUUGCAGCCCUAAAUGCACACUGAGAGGUUACAUAACUUGAAAAAAUAAAUUAUUUUGAAAUAUAA